Molecule: messenger RNA, 1017 nt
Organism: Lecanosticta acicola
Lineage: Eukaryota; Fungi; Ascomycota; Dothideomycetes; Mycosphaerellales; Mycosphaerellaceae
Source: the annotation of a GenBank genome assembly
AUGAGAGUCCUCCUCACCGGCGGCAGCGGCUUCAUCGCUGCACACGUCCUCGACUACCUCCUCGAACACGGCCAUUCCGUCGUCACCACGGUGCGCUCGCAGCAAAAGGCGGACAAGAUCAAGGAGGCCCAUCCCAAGUAUGGCAAGGACAAGCUCGACUUCGCGCUCGUCGAGGACAUUGCAAAGGAGGGGGCAUUCGAUAAGGCCGUGGUGUCCGAUACUCCAUUCGAGGCCGUCAUCCACACCGCCAGCCCAUUCCACUUCAACGUGACGGAUGUGCAGAAAGAGCUCCUGGACCCGGCCGUCAUUGGCACCACAGGCAUCCUGAAGAGCAUCAAGAAGAGCGCACCAAGCGUCAAGCGCGUCGUCAUCACCAGCUCCUUCGCUUCCAUUCUCGAUCCAAAGCAGGGCGCUCGACCAGGACACACCUACUCCGAGAAGGACUGGAACCCAAUCACCCUGAAAGAAGCCAACGAGAACCCAGCAGCCGGCUACCGAGCCUCCAAAACCUUCGCGGAGAAGGCAGCCUGGGACUUCGUCGAGAAGGAGAAGCCCAACUUCACCAUCGCGACCAUGUGCCCGCCUCUCGUCCUCGGCCCAAUCGUGCACUAUCUCAACUCCCUCGACGCACUCAACACCUCCAACCAGCGGAUCCGCGACUGCAUGCUCGGCAAAUGGAAAGAGGAGAUCCCCGAGACGGGAGUUUACAUCUGGGUCGACGUGCGAGAUCUCGCACUCUGCCACGUGCUCGCGGCGGAGAAGCCCGACGCAGCCAACCAGCGCUUCUUCAUCACGAGUGGAUACUUCUGCAACAAGAAGAUCGCCGACGUGCUUGCGAAGGACUAUCCACAAUUGAAGGACCAGCCGACGGACAAGACGCCCGGUGGAAGGAUGCCGGAGAAGAUAUUCGAGAUUGACACGAGCAACGUGGACUCUGUGCUGAAGGGCUGGAAGCAGAAGGAUUUCGAGACGAGUAUCACGGAUACGGUCAAGAGUCUGCAAGCUGUUGGAGGAUAG